Molecule: messenger RNA, 1257 nt
Organism: Cladophialophora bantiana CBS 173.52
Lineage: Eukaryota; Fungi; Ascomycota; Eurotiomycetes; Chaetothyriales; Herpotrichiellaceae
Exons: 2
Coding region: 1-1257 (418 amino acids)
Cellular component (GO): mitochondrion
Source: RefSeq, a predicted model, not a curated record
AUGGCGACCGCACGCCUUCCUUUUCUAUACCCGAACUUCCUGCGUGCUGUGCGUGCGUGUGAGCCCACCACCUACCAUUCAGUCCGCGCCCCUCCAGCAGCUCCCGCAAAGCCUCGUCGGAAAGCGAAACUGCACACCUCUGCUCGCCGGCAGCAAGACGCUUUCCCCCAGAGAUACGGGCCAGCUGCUUCCCAGAACCUCCCGCCUCCACCAAAAUCUUCAGGACCGUCGAGUCCGCAGCAAGAAGCCAAGGAAAAGGACAAGGCAGGGGCAAAAGAGACCAAAGAUUCAUCCCAGCCGGGCUCUGUGAAGGAUGCACCAACGGCAGAAGAAGUCGGGCAAGAUGAGCCUCAAGCAUCCAAUGCUACAUCAGACUAUAUCGACGAAGCAUCAAUGACCAAGAAAAACCAUAAAAUCAACGUAGAAGAGGGCAAUCCUUUAGAUAACAAAGAACUCGACCUGAUACUCGCGGUCCCCUCGCCGUCAGAAGUUAAAGGCAAAGACGCGCCCAAGCACCCACAUCUCGAGCCUUCUCCAUACGAGCAUCAUUUCGACACUUACUCGCUUGUGCAACAAUUAGCGGCCAAAGACGCCUACACCGUCGACCAGGCCAUCACACUGAUGAAGGCCAUCCGCCUCAUGCUCUCACUCAAUCUCGACGUUGCCAAGGAAGGCCUUGUUUCCAAGUCUGACAUUGAAAACGAAUCCUAUCUAUUCCGCGCCGCUUGCUCCGAGUUGAAAACCACGCUGCAAACUACACGACAUUCCGAGACGCUCAAGCAGCGCAGCCAACGGGCACAGUUGCAGCACGAGUAUGACAUCUUGAAUCAGAAAGUGACGCAAGAUCUGAUGACGCUCAAGGAAGAAUUGAAGGGGCUAUUCAAUGAUCGCAAACUGGGCUUGCAGGAGGACAAGCGCAAGAUCGAUAGCAAGAUUUCGGAACUGAACUAUGAAAUCACGGUCCUUCUGAACAGCGAGGCAAGGAGCGAGGUCGAGGGGUUGCGGUGGGUGUUGACCCGUCGCGCGGCGCUGGCGAUCGGGUUCUGUGCUUUCAUGAUAAUAUCGGCCCUCAAUUACUCCUCGAUCAAGAUGCGCGAGAAGGAAGAGGCGGAGAAGAAGCGCAAAGCCGCGGCGAAGGCACAGGAGGAACGCGGGCAGCAGUUCCAGCGCGAGCAGUCUAAAUAUCCUGGCCUGAGUCGGGCCCAAGGCACGCAAACAGAGGGCGUCGCAGCAGUCGCUGCUGAGAGACUGGACUGA